Messenger RNA from Xenopus laevis (African clawed frog), 3751 nucleotides. Its product is annotated as provisional ortholog of serine protease 12 L homeolog. NCBI's taxonomy places the organism in Eukaryota, Metazoa, Chordata, Amphibia, Anura, Pipidae. Bases 294 to 2783 code for a protein of 829 amino acids. Gene Ontology annotation, cellular component: extracellular region; membrane. The transcript is spliced from 15 exons. Gene Ontology annotation, molecular function: hydrolase activity; serine-type endopeptidase activity; peptidase activity. Gene Ontology annotation, biological process: proteolysis. The record is from RefSeq and is a predicted model, not a curated record.
AGACUCCGAGUUGCAGAGUGGGAGGAGAAGUAAGCAAAUAGCCCCGUGUAUUCACACUGAAUCUCUGCUAGCCCACACUUGUCUACUGCCUUUCUGAAUGAUGAUUCCAAAUCUCUGGCAGGACCAAUAGCAGGAGACUGCUUGCUGCUGUAUUCACUAAUGACAAAAGGGCAGUUAGUGGUGCCACAGCCCAGCCUGCAGCUUUGUGACCAGGACUACAGUGAUGAGAGGCUAGCAAAGCUCUAGCAAAUAGCUGGCACAACAGAGCAGUUUUAUCCCACUGACCAGCAAUAAUGAAACAUGAAGACAUUCAGAGGGUGCUGGUCAUUUUCCUGGGUGUUUUCUCUGGCUAUGGAGUCUCUCAGGAUUUUGCAAAUUCCGUGCACAGCCCAGUAAACCAGCAGUCUACAGGGUACAGUCUUUGCUCAGAUGGUAUAGAUUCACUAGGCUAUUAUAAUGGCACUAUUGCAGUAACAGAGACUGGGUCAGAGUGCUUAAAUUGGGAGGAGUUCCCUGAUUACAUGCAGCAAUACCCCGGGCGAGGUCUAGGAGACCACAAUCACUGCAGGAAUCCUGAUGGAGGAGUCACGCCAUGGUGCUUUUUUCGGAAAGGUUCAGGAGUAAUAAGCUGGGCUCACUGUGACUGCAGCCAAGGUGCUGUUCGACUAGUGGGUGAUCUGUCAACAAAUCAAGGAUUGGUAGAACUGUACUUAAAUGGGCAAUGGGGAACCAUCUGUGGGGAACAGUGGACAGACUGGGAUGCCAGUGUGGUCUGCAGACAACUUGGUGUCAGUGAAAUUGCUACAGCACUGACUAGUACCAGCUCAGAUUCAUGGCUGGCCCCUGAACAUCUUCAAGCAGCAAACUGCAGAGGUAACGAGAAGGCUCUACUACACUGCCACUAUAGCCAGUCUCCGGGCCAUCAAUGCAGCCACGGACUCAUAGCAGCUGUUUCCUGCUCUUCUCCUAAAGAUUUACAGACUCCGCUUAGGUUGGUAGGAGGAAAGGAGCGAUACGAGGGACGUGUUGAAGUGUUCCAUGAAGGCAGGUGGGGGACCAUAUGUGAUGAUCAUUGGGAUGACAAGGAUGCUGAAGUCAUCUGCAGGCAACUUGGAUUCAGUGGGAAGUCAAAGGCCUGGGUUUGGGCUCACUAUGGACAGGGCACUGGGCCUAUCUUGCUUGAUGAAGUUCACUGCAUAGGAAAUGAAUCAACUCUUGACUUGUGUGAGAAGAGCAAGUGGGAGCAUCACAACUGUGAUCACAUUGAAGAUGCUGGGGUUUCCUGUGACACUUUUACAGAUGGUUCACUCAGAUUAUCAGGAGGUAGCAGGCCUGGUGAAGGGCGAGUGGAAGUAUACUACGAUGGAGAAUGGGGCUCAGUGUGUGAUGAUGGAUGGACAGAACUAAAUGCCCAAGUUGUGUGCAGGCAGCUGGGAUUUAGUGGUCCUUCUAGCUUGUCUUCCAAAGGGGAAUUUGGAUUCGGAGAAGGCUUCAUCUUUUUGGAUGAUGUGACUUGCAUGGGAGAAGAAUUCUCACUUUUGGACUGUCCUCACAGCAGCUGGGGCCAGCAUGACUGCUCUCAUUCUGAGGAUGUCGGAGUUCAAUGUUCAAAUGAAAGCAAUGAUAUUAUUGCCAUACCCCCUGGGCCUCCUGUGCGCUUAAUGGAUGGAGAAAGCACCAAGGAAGGAAGAGUGGAGGUCUUUUUAAAUGGAGAAUGGGGCAGCGUGUGUGAUGAUGGCUGGACAGAUGAUGACGCAGCUGUGGUUUGCAGACAGCUUGGGCACAGAGGUCCUGCCAAGGCAAGAACAAUGGCCUAUUUCGGUGAAGGACAAGGGCCCAUUCACCUGGAUAAUGUAGAGUGUAGCGGCUCUGAGAAUACCCUGGCAGAAUGCAGUAAACAGGACAGUGGAAUACACAAUUGCUGGCACAAUGAGGAUGCUGGAGUUAUUUGUGACUAUAAAGAAAAAAGAGACAACCAAGUGAAGGCGAAAGGUGGAGUAUCCUCUGUGUGUGGCAUUAGCCUUGUACCCCAUCGCAAGAAAAGGAUUGUCGGUGGAACUAAAUCAGCAAGGGGCAGCUGGCCCUGGCAGGCUUCUCUGAGGCUGAAGGGAUUUCACAAAGAAACUCGCUUACUAUGUGGUGCAACCAUUAUCAACAACUGCUGGGCCCUCACUGCAGCUCACUGUUUUAAAAGAUUUGGAAAGCAAGUUCACCGCUACUUAUUACGAGUUGGAGAUUACCACACAGGAGUGGAGGAUGAGUUUGAGAGGGAACUUCCAGUGCAGAAGAUUGUUAUACAUAAGAAUUACCAGUCUAGUAGAAAUGACUAUGAUAUUGCUUUGGUCAGAGUGCAGGGCAAGGAGGGCCACUGUUUGUCAUUCAGUCUCCAUGUCCUACCAAUAUGUCUCCCAGAAAAGAAGGAAAGAACCAACAGCUGGCAGCCAUGCUUUAUUUCUGGUUGGGGAGACACAGGCACGUCCUAUUCAAGGACACUUUUGCAAGGAGCAGUAUCUCUUCUUCCCAAGGACGCCUGUAUCUUGCGCUAUAAAGGGAAAUUUACUAGCCGCAUGGUAUGUGCUGGGACAUUGUUUGAAGACAGACUUGUAGACAGCUGUCAGGGAGACAGUGGAGGUCCUCUCAUGUGCCAGAGGUCAAACGGACAAUGGAUAAUUGUAGGAAUAACUUCUUGGGGUUAUGGGUGUGGAAGAAAGGGUUAUCCUGGUGUUUAUACAAAGGUCAGCAAAUUUACCCCCUGGAUUAAAAAAGUGACAAAACUUAAAUGAAGAAAAACAUUCUUGUAAAAUGCAUUAUAAGUAUUAUGAGUGGUACCACGGGGAUAUCUGUUCCUCGGCACACUAUGAACAUCUGCAUUAAUACGUUCCAAAAAUGUGAAAUGUCAUUUUCCAGGUUACUGUUGCAUUAUUCAUGGCUUGGAACUGAAAAUGUAAGUCUUAGUCAAUCACUAAUGUCUCUAAAAGCAGAAAAAAAGCUUUGGUAAAAAUAGCAUACAUGUAUUUCCAAAAAAGUUACUUGUUUUUCUGAACACAAACCCAAGGACAAAACUUCCAAAACAAAACAGACCCAACACUGGCAUGUUUAUUAUUAUUGCUAUCAUGCAGUGCUGGGAUUCCAACCAUGACUUGCUACAAGGAAUUUGAUUUGUUUGGAAGAUGUUUGUGGCUUUCCACAGGAGGCUCUGGUUAAUCCCACAUUCCAAGAUCCUACUGACUGGCUGAUCAGCUUCGGCAAUUGACCUUAGUGUAUGGAGGGCAGCCAUGAGAAUAGUACAGGUGGAACAGCAGUAGGGGGCCCUGUCAUUGUUGGAGCCUUGAGGAAAAAAUCGGAUUUCCGAUUGCAGCCCUAAGUGGUGCAUCUGCGUGAGGACAACUGGACUGCAAGAUCCGCUUGGACAAAGACAAACAAAUGUUAAACCUUCUCGGUUAAGUGCCGCAGGAUAUGCCAGUACUAUAGAGAUAACAUGAUAAUAAGAGUAAGGAAACUAUGUCAUUGUGUAUAAUAUAUGAAGAAUAUGAUGUACGUAUGCUGUAACUUGCUUUUACAUAUCUAAAAUGUGUUGUUUUUGUGAAGGUCUCACUGUUCGGAGCUUGCUAAUGUACAAUAACAGCAUUGGACACUGGUAGUUUCAGAAGUAAAAAAAUUGGAAUGAGAAAUAUUCUAAAAACCAAGUGCUCACAUUACCCUGUUUAACCUCACUGUUGGCUGUGCCUUUUCAUUUUGGUAUAUAUAUAUA